AUGUCGGCUGUUGCAAGGUCACACACGGAGCCGACAUCCAGUGGCCUUGACACUCUCUCUUCCGUAUGCUACACAAUACCAUGGCGUCCGAAGAAGAAGCUAAAAAAGGCAGUAUCAGGGUCGAGCAGUGCGCCGCAGGAGUUGCCUCAUCGGCCGCCAUUCCCUGUCCUCGCCGAGUUCGAAGCUGACGGCGACCCGGCGCGUGUCCGAUACGCAUCGUACCAGAUCGCAGUCCACAGAACCGAAGCACUCUUCGACCGAUGUAUGGACGAUGUCUACAGCUCCUUGUUUGACGAUCUGCGCACCUUUUUCAAGGCACAACCAACGCCUUCUCAUCCUGAGGCGUCCACUCUAGGGCAAGUUGGGAUCACACAGGAGGAUCUCUUUCUUCCCGGUUUCGAGAGCGCUGACGCAAGCCGGCCGAGCUCGAGCAUCACUGGAGAUUCAACGAAGAGUAUUCAGACAGCUCUGCUCAUCUCUACCUCGGCACCGUAUCUGUCUUCCUUCUCGAACCGUCUCGUCUCCCAGAUCUCCAACGCAAGUGUCGGUGGGCCCCCAAGUAUUGUCGUCACGCUUUCCGCCAGCGAGUGCUCCAACCUGUACACUGCGCUUCGCCUUUUAGUAGCGCGCUUCAUCGCUCAAGGCUCAGCCCUCGACUCGACUGGCCACGUCGACUUGACAGAUGUCGAAGCUGCUGCCUUCGCGGGGAAGGUCGAGCCGGAUCUUCAUGUGCUCGGCUCGUGGUGGCACAACAAGUUUGUGCAUUCAGAGCGACAGCCUAGACUGGUGCUCAACUUGCCGAUGAUCGAAUCGGUCGAGCCGACGGUGCUGUCUGACCUCUUGUCGGCCUUGCAGACGUUUGUUGUUGAACCGUCGACCUCGACAUCCUCGUCUCACGGCGCGGCUCAAGUAUCGUUGUCCAGGCCGCAGCUCCUGCUGGUGCUGGGCAUCACGUCCCCAUCUGGAGGCCUGGCCGCUGUGUCCGCCGACGGCAUCGGCGCUACUUCGAGCAGCUCCAACGCCACAGCAGCGCCAGCGCCAUGGAUCGACUACAUCCCGCGCCAAGUUCUGCGCGUGCUCGACAUCUCUCGCUUCUCCCUACCCAGCAAGGAAGUCGUCUGGUCACGGCUUGUGCAGACUUUCCUCACCUCACGUGAACUCCCGCUCUCGCUUGGACCGUCGACGUUCGAGUACAUCCGCGAGACGUACUGGGAGAGAGACGCCGAUCUGGAUUCGGUUCUCGAUGCGGUUCGGCUGGCAUGCUUCAUCCACUUUUCCGGGAAACCCGAAUCUGUCUUCACCAUCCCGGGACAGGCGAAGCGUGUGCGAUUCUACAGCUGGACGCCCAAGAUGGUGGAACGCAUGAAAAUCGCCUUCCUCACCACCGACGAAGCAGGAGACUUGGUGCUGCCACUGCUUACGCACUCGACCCGUCCAUCCGAGCUAAACGUCAACAAAUUCCUGGAAGAAGUGUCGCGCUCCGACCAGUUCAUCCUCGGCGAACUUGACAAGCUGCGCCAUCCGCGCGAGCUGCUCUGUUUCCGUCUGGAGUUCGCCGUCCGCUUCCUAUUUCGCGCCUUUGAAGCGCUCAUGCGCAUCCAGAGUCGAGCCAGCACCGCUGCGCAGGCGUUGCACGCUCGCAACGCCGCCGCCUCCAUGGCCGCACAGCAGGUAGCCGAGAUGGACGAGCAGCGGCAGCUGGAGCGCGCGAGUGAGAUCUUGACGCAGGUGGUCAUGCAGUGUCUAAAUGCGUCGGUGGGUUCAUUGGAGGUAGGGAGGCGACCGCCUGCGGCGCUGACGCUGCGCAGUGGGCUGGCGAGGCUGUGCAAUGCUGCGCGUCGGCUGUUGUCAGAUGAGUUCGAGACGCUGCUGGAUGAUAUGGUGGCUGCGGCGGAGGACGAGGUGGCGCGGAUCGAGAACGCCAUGGCUGAGGAUGGAGAGGAGGCGGAAGAGGUGGAGGCUUGUCCGCCUGGACAGCUGCGGUCGGCGGGUGCAUCAAUCACUGCGCAGAGCGCACAAUUCCUCGCGGGACUACGGACGUUCCAACAACGCCUUUCACAGACUAUCGUUGCAGGUACGGCAGGCAUCCGCGAGGACGAAGACGCCGAGAUCGCCGCUGCUGCUGCCACCGCGGCUGCGGGCAUGGAGAGCGCCCAGGCCGCGCAGCAGAGGCGUGAAGCGCGAUUACAGCGCGUGCAACGGAAGCUGCUUAUGGAGGAAAAGCUGCUCGGCCUGAAACGAGAGAUCACCGACUGGAUCGUGCACUCUGUCCACGACUUGGUGGAUUGGAGACACCUCUCGCGCAGCUUCUCGGCGGCGGACAACGGCCCACUGCACCUACUGCGCGAUAUCUUCUGGGUCGACUGCUACGGCCCGCUCUCGACGCUAUUAGACCCAUCGACGCGGGCAGGGUUGACGCUACCGCUGUCCGAGCCGAUCGAGUUCGUCGAAAGCCUUUACGACGCCGCGUUGAGCGUAGUACCCGAAAACGAGCUCGACGAUAUCGAGCUGGACAGCCUCAAGAAACUGCACGAGCCCGACGUGUGUCGCUUGUUCCAGCUGUACCUGGAGUGCGGCAAGUUUGUCAAUUUGGCCGAUUGGUAUGAUGCCUUCAAGCAGACGGUCGAGGUGGAUCGGAUCGCUGAUGAAGCUGAGCGCGAUCUACGGCGGGAGGCGUCGGAACAGCAAGAAGCGGAACAAGGGGAGCGAGUGCGGGACGGAGAGCCUGAGACGCCGUCGAGACGGCAGGGUACGCGCAAGCGGCCGGUCCACGACAUGGCUGAGUCGGACGACGACUCGGACCUCCCUGACACGCCGUCCAAGGGUCGCCGUCGCGCCGCCCGGCAGCACGAUGCGACGGCCACGCCGGAAAGCGAGUUGCAGAGCCGCUUCGCUCUCGCGCUCAACGAGCUGGCCCGCAUGGGCAUGAUCCGCGGCACGCGACGUCGACAGGAACACAUCACCAAAGUCAUGUGGGACCUUGUGCCCGAUAGCUUCUGA
Messenger RNA from Sporisorium graminicola, 3000 nucleotides. RefSeq lists its product as uncharacterized. Lineage: Eukaryota; Fungi; Basidiomycota; Ustilaginomycetes; Ustilaginales; Ustilaginaceae. The record is from RefSeq and is a predicted model, not a curated record. Gene Ontology annotation, biological process: DNA replication initiation; DNA replication. Gene Ontology annotation, cellular component: nuclear pre-replicative complex; DNA replication preinitiation complex; nuclear origin of replication recognition complex. Gene Ontology annotation, molecular function: DNA replication origin binding. The transcript has a single exon. Bases 1 to 3000 code for a protein of 999 amino acids.